GUAGCAGUGGUCAUAUUGUUAUGGCACAUAUUAAAGACGUAUUAAAGACGUGCGAUAAGAGAGAAUUGUAUGAUAGUUAUCAUACAUAUAUAGAUAUAUAUAGAUAUAUACUCUUGAAUAGAUAUAUACUUAAUAGAGAAAAAAAGAAACAGACCGUUACCUUGUUACUUUUUUACGUCAUCUUUUGUGUAUCAACACAAACAAGGUAACGGUCUGUUUCUUUUUUCCCUAUGUCUGUCGCUAUGUGAGCUAUAUUUGAAUGUUAGAAAUGAUAGAAAAACAAAAGAAGCAUUAAAUGCACUAUUUCAAUCUGCCCUAUUGUAGACCGAUAUAUCAAAGAAACUGAUUUUUAAAACUUUUUCUGCCUCGUUUCUGCUCCUUUUUGCCCUAAGGUCUACUGAUUUUCUCAUUUUCUACUUCUUUUUCCCAGGUUUUUCUGAUUUUCGUGUUUUGGAUCUGGGUUCCCUGAACUCUUUGACUCUUCUCGUAUAUAUAUCUCUGUAUAGAUGUUUAUAUCACGUGGAGCAAUCCAUCUGAACUUUUAAAUUUCCUUAACCUCAGAAAAAAACAAUCUGAUAUGAAGUCUUUCUCCGCUCCUUUCAUUCACUCGAUGCGUCGCACAAUCAUUGAACUAAAGUAUGUGCUAGGUCCAGUAUACGUUGUUGUGUAUAUGUAGUUUAUUUAGUUACUGAAAAAGAUAUCUUUUGCACAAAAAUAGCGUAUAUUUAUAUCUGAGAUUUGCACGAAGAGGGAAUAUCCAGAGCUGAUAUAAUAAACAGGGAAAUUGGGAAUACAUGUAAGCGGCCACAGUAAAUAUAAAGGACACAAGAACUAACACUGGGAAAAUUCCUGAUAGAAAGAAAGAGAACGAAAAAGAUACAUAUAGUAGACAAACUGUUUAGUAAGUUAGAAAAGAGUAUAUAUCUAUAUAUAUCUAUAUAUGUAUGAUAACUAUCAUACAAUUCUCUCUUAUCGCACGUCUUUAAUACGUCUUUAAUAUGUGCCAUAACAAUAUGACCACUGCUACUACAGCAACUUUGAUCCUAAAUAGGCAAUGUAAGGAGCUUGAAUCAGACCACUUAUCAGAUUACAACAUUUGGCGAAACAAUGAUGAUCCAAAUUGCUUAAAUUGGCAUGCAAUUUUAACUGGACCUGUUGAUACACCAUACGCGGGACGUGUUUUUCAUUUGGAUUUGCAGUUUCCAACAGACUAUCCAUUCAAACCACCAAUUGUCUUGUUCGAAACGGCAAUCUUUCAUCCAAAUAUUAAUUCCAAAGGAGAAAUCUGUCUUGAUGGACUACAAAAAGAGAAUUGGCGAGCGCUGACGAUAACACAAAUACUGUUGUCUAUAACAUCUCUACUGAUUGAACCGAAUGCAGAUACUUUUCUAAUGCCGGAACCAGCUGCUUUAUACAAAGAAAAUCGUCAAGAAUACGAUCGAAGGGCAAGAGAAUGGACAAUGAAACCUGCAACCAUGAAGAAUAAGCAGCAUCGUGAGUCAGCAGCUAUUUCUGCUGAUAAUGACGUCAUUUUGCCUACACUAGCAAGAAACGAACAAGAAACCGAUAAAAAGACGUACCCAGAACUGAUACGACCAGUUUGGUUAUGGAAAUCAGCCACGGAAGACAAAUGGAGGUUUUACAACGACGUUGAGAAUGAGAUAAUCGAAAAAGCCCACCAAGCAGAACAAAACAAAUUGCAACUUGACUAUUAUGUGAUAGACUUGGAAAAUAACACUCAAAGUUCUACACUUAAUUCCAGACUACGUCACCACCAAGUUCAACGCACAGUAGAUAAUCAAAUAACAUCUAAUCGAAAUGAACGAUUUUCCACGGUUGAACCUUUAGUUAAAUCAUCUGAAUCAAAACAAAUUUCACCGCUGAUUACGAAAUGUGAGCAGUUGAAGACAUCGACGCAGAAGAAAGGUAACUUUAACAAUGCUGGCGAGAAAUAUGCAGUGGUUAACUUUGACACAAUACACCGGAUAUACAAAGUGUUACAAGACGGUGUAGGACAAGCCCUUCAAAACUACGAGCUUCUGAUACAACUACAACGACUGUUCGACAGUUGGCCAAGUAAAACUGAUUUUGACCCCCGCGUUAAAUUGAUACCGUUACACCUUUUCGAUGACAUACAGAGGGUGUUUAGAAGCAGGAGAAAAAAUGUGACUCCCUAUCUAGAAUGGGAGACAAAUGGAAAAAAGUUACUUGAAGAAAUAUUGACAGAGUGUAGUGACAUCAGAAUUUUAACACUUGAAAGCAAUGUCGCAGGUCGUGUUGAAAAAGAAGGAUGGGAUAGCGAUAAACCAGAUCAGGGUAAAUGGCUUGCUGAUAAAUUGAGAAUAGUCUCGGACGCCGAUAUUGGUAAAUGUUGUAUCCGAUUGUAUACGAUGAAUUCAUUUCUUUACAAAAAAACUAAUGAAUUUCUUCGAGAGGAAAAUGAAAGGAAACUGGCGACCUUAGGCUUAUUUGUACGUGAGUUGUUAGUAUUUUACAACAAAAACGCGCAUUUAGUUCCUGAAAAUAAUACGUAUGUUUAUCGUGCCGUAAAUUUAACAUCAUCAAUGAUCACUGAAUAUCAAUCAGCGAUAGACAAUGGUUCAUAUCGGUGGCUUGGUUUUUCUUCAACAAGUCGGAAUCCACAACUCCCUGAAUUUGACGACUGCAACACAUUGCUGAUUAUGGAAUUGAAGAAGAUUUGCACGGAUAAUAACGCAAUCGAUAUCAGCUCACUUUCCCAAUUUCCCCAAGAAGAAGAAAUCUUGUUGCGUGCGGGAACAGAAUUUACGGUUCAAAAUGUUCAAUAUGAAGCAGCAAACAAUAAACAUGUUAUUAACCUCACUGUCUAUGUAUAA
Molecule: messenger RNA, 2855 nt
Organism: Didymodactylos carnosus
Lineage: Eukaryota; Metazoa; Rotifera; Eurotatoria; Philodinida; Philodinidae
Source: the annotation of a GenBank genome assembly